Racocetra fulgida is the source of this 498-nucleotide messenger RNA. The record is from the annotation of a GenBank genome assembly. Lineage: Eukaryota; Fungi; Glomeromycota; Glomeromycetes; Diversisporales; Gigasporaceae.
GAUGAAACUAUAUCAUCGCUUCAACAAUAUAUCAUAAAAUUACAAAAAGAUUUGUUACUUACUCAACAAGAAUUAAUUCGUUGUAACGAAACGUUAGAGCAUUAUAGUUGCUCUUCAAUUGCAAGUAGUCAUAAUGUUGAUAUUAUUAGUCAUCGUCAACAUACAACAAAGUCAAAAACUUGUAUGAAUCCUUUUCAUGAGUUGAAUGAUGGAGAAUUAAGUGGCAGCGAAAGUUGUAGUGGAACUGCGACUUUUCAUAAAACCGAAAGAUGUUUUCAAAAUAUUUUAGAUAAUAUUGGAACUCUCAAAAUUCAAGAAGGUAAUAAUAAUAAUAUGUAUAUUAACUUGCAUCCGGAAUUAAAUUAUUUUACAGAAUACAAAGUUUGGAUCGGAAAUGUCAUCCCUCCUAUUACAAUUCAAGGAUUAAAGUAUAGAUUUGAAGAUGAAUUUGGAGAAGUUUCAUCGAUUGAGCACUAUGCUCCUCAAAAUCAACGUUGA